Messenger RNA from Ectocarpus siliculosus, 555 nucleotides. Lineage: Eukaryota; Phaeophyceae; Ectocarpales; Ectocarpaceae. The record is from the annotation of a GenBank genome assembly.
AUGGAGCACGAACUACGUGUUGACGUGCCCAGAUCUUUUGCUGGGGCCGUGCUGCCAGAAGCUGAAGCUGCGAUCCGAAAGGGAACAAUACCAAGCACAAUUUCCAACCUGGUGACGCUCAACGAACUCAACAUGUCCUAUAAUUUUGGGGUGGUGGGCUUUCUACCACGCGAGGUCGGCAGCAUGGCGAACCUGACUGUGUUGCACAUAUACAGUGCUGGUAUUCACGGACCUAUUCCGGAUUCAUUGAGCCUGCUCGGAAGUCUUGAAGAGCUCUGGUUGAACGGCAAUCGUCUCAGCGGCAUUAUUCCUGAAGGAUUGGGGCGCUUGUCUCACCUCCGAGAGCUGUACCUCAACGCGAACGAAUUGGUCGGGGAAAUACCUUGCUCAUUUAGCGAACUUGCCAGCCUGGAGGGAUUGAAUCUUAGCUGGAAUCGGCUUUCGGGUAACUUCCCGGCUUGUCUGAGCAGUAUGGUGAGGACAGUUUUGCCGCGCAAGUGCUCCUAUCCGUCACAGGCUCGCUUGUGCCCACGGAACCAGACCCUUUGGCAGUGA